UUUGGUUUCUAUAAUAAGAUAAUAAACCUUUGAACCUAUACACAAUGGAUCGUGUGGUUUGCUAAUACUAAUGUUUAAUUAUGUUGUUGAGCUGUACUUUCCUUGUAUAAAUAACUAUACUUUGCUAGUCUCUAACACUACACAAUUAUAAUCACACUCUAAACUCAAACAUUGAUUUGUUGAGGUGAUGGCAUCCCCAAGCGAAUUGAACAGCCAAGCCUUCAAUCCAAGCCUGACAGCCGGCAAAAUCAUCACUUGCAAUGCUGCCGUUUUGAAAGGUCCAAAACAAGCUUUUGUACUGGAAAAGAUUGAAGUGGAUCCUCCGCAGAGAUUGGAGAUCCGGAUGAAGAUCCUCUAUACCUCAAUCUGUCACACUGAUCUAAGCGCUUGGAAAGGAGAGAACGAAGCUCAGCAAGCGUUUCCUCGGAUUCUGGGGCAUGAAGCUGUCGGAAUAGUGGAGAGCGUAGGAGAAGGAGUGCGAGAGCUGAAAGAAGGAGAUUAUGUGAUACCCAUUUUCAACGGAGAAUGUGGAGACUGCGUCUACUGCAAAAAUGAGACGACCAAUCUGUGCGGAAAGUUCAGAGUGAACCCCUUCAAAAGCGUCAUGGAAAACGACGGCAAGUGUAGAUUUAGGACAGAAGAUGGAGGAGCGUUGUACCAUUUUCUCAACACUUCCACUUUCACAGAGUACUCAGUGCUCGACUCAGCUUGUGUAGUCAAGAUCGAUUCCGAUUCCCCUCUCAAGAAAAUGAGCCUGCUUAGCUGUGGGGUCUCUACAGGGGUAGGAGCUGCAUGGAAUGUUGCAAAUGUCCAGGCUGGAUCAAGCGUCGCCGUUUUUGGUUUGGGGGCAUUAGGGCUUGCGGUUGCCGAAGGAGCACGUAUAAGAGGAGCAUCCAAAAUAAUAGGCGUUGACAUCAACUCAGACAAAUUCGAAAAAGGCAGAGCUAUAGGGAUGACAGAUUUUAUAAAUCCGAAAGAUAGUCCAAAGCCGGUGCAUGAGAGAAUUAGAGAGAUGAGUAGCGGGGGCGUAGACUACAGCUUUGAAUGUGUAGGGAACUUGGAAGUUCUUCGAGAAGCCUUCUUGUCGAGUCAUGAUGGUUGGGGUAAGACUGUGUUAGUAGGAAUUUAUGCGACUCCGCAAUUAUUACCUCUACAUCCAAUGGAGUUGUUUGAUGGGCGAACCAUCACUGGAACUAUCUUUGGUCACUUCAAAGCCAAGACUCACAUUCCUGCUCUUGUCAAAGAUUGCAUCACCGGGGUGGUGAAUCUAGAUGGAUUCAUAACUCAUGAACUACCCUUCGAAAAGAUAAAUGAAGCUUUUGGGCUGCUCAAGGAUGGCAAGGCAUUGAGGUGUCUUCUUCACCUUUGAUUGCACACCCACAACAGUUGACAGACGAGAUGCAUUCUUGUGUUUUUUAUAUGUAUGCUGCUUUUUGUUAUAUUUACAAACACAGUUGUACUCUCUAAUUCAAACGCCAAUGCGCUCAAACUGUACUUAACUCCAACAUCAGAUAAAGUUUGUCGUAA
This is a messenger RNA of Mercurialis annua (annual mercury), 1527 nucleotides long. RefSeq names its product alcohol dehydrogenase-like 3. NCBI's taxonomy places the organism in Eukaryota, Viridiplantae, Streptophyta, Magnoliopsida, Malpighiales, Euphorbiaceae. Bases 188 to 1369 code for a protein of 393 amino acids. Gene Ontology annotation, biological process: formaldehyde catabolic process. Gene Ontology annotation, molecular function: zinc ion binding; S-(hydroxymethyl)glutathione dehydrogenase [NAD(P)+] activity. Gene Ontology annotation, cellular component: cytosol. The transcript has 10 exons. The record is from RefSeq and is a predicted model, not a curated record.